AUGCCACUCAACGACGCGCCAAUACGUCUGCACAAGACAUCGGAAGGAGGUCAUCAGAUUCUCCUUCGCAACGAGCCGUACCUCGUCAUCGGCGCCGAAACGCACAAUUCGAGCUUCUCCUCGUCAAAGUUUAUGAGCGACAAGUGGGCACCGCUUCAGGCAGCCGGAAUCAACACCAUCCUCGGCGCAGUCUGCUGGGACCAGAUCGAACAGACCGAAGGGCAAUUCGACUUUGAGCACCUUGACGGCAUCAUCGAGCAAGCGCGGGACCGGAAGAUGCACUUGAUCCUGCUCUGGUUCGGAUCGUUCAAGAAUGGACAAUCGUCUUAUGUGCCUACGUGGGUCAAGAAGGAUCAUCGACGCUUCCCGCGAGCGUUUAUCAGAGACUCUACGUCCGGCAAGCUGAAGAUGACCGAAGUAUUGUCCGUAUUCGAUCGUUCGAACGUGGAAGCCGACAAGACCGCCUUCGUGCGUUUGAUGCGCCAUAUACGGGACAUCGACUCGGCGCACGGUACCGUGUUGAUGGUGCAGGUCGAAAACGAGGUCGGGCUGCUGGGAUCGUCGAGGGAUCAUGGGUCAUCGGCGGAUAAAGCGUUCAAGCAGGCCCCUCCCAGCGAAAUGGUGGAUCGACUGCGUUCCGACCGUGACAAUCUGAACCCGACGCUCCUCUCGUCGCUCCAUCACUUUCUCAGCCUUCCGGCCACCGCCCGGCCGGCGAACUGGUCUGAGACAUUCGGAACGUCGUUGAAGGCGGACGAAGUAUUCAUGGCGUACCAUUACGCUCGUUAUGUCAACGAGAUCGCGGCUGCAGGCAAGGAGGCAUACCAGCUGCCCAUGUUCGUCAACGUCUGGCUCUCUUCGAUUGACAUGGAUCGCGAUAUUCAGCUUCCUACCUUCAUGACCGCUGGAGGUGGUGGCCAUCCGGGAUUUUAUCCUUCAGGGGGACCAGUGAUUGACGUUCUGGACAUCUGGCAACUCUUCGCGCCUUCGAUCGAUUUCGUAGCGCCCGACAUCUACCUGCAGGUCUACGCAAAAAUCCUGGCGCAUUAUCGACACCGAAACCAGCCGUUGAUGAUUCCCGAACAGAGACGAGACGAGCAUGGCUUGAGGCGGCUCUGGGAAGCGUAUGGUUCGCACGGGGCUCUAUACGCUUCUCCAUUCGGUAUCGAUACGUUCCCGGACGCCGAGCGCGACCUCCUCGUCGAACACUUCGGUCUUCUCUCCAAGGUUCGCAAGUACUUGCUUGAUAUCCAGGCGGACCCGAAACGAGGGUUUGGGUUCUGUUUCGACGAACCGAAAGACGGCGAGACCUUUAACUCUGCGCCGAAACACAUCGAGAUGGGCAGCUGGAGACUCACGGUCACCCGAGGAUUCAGCUUUGGGGAUGUCCGUCCCGGGUACGGCAUAAUCUACCAGCUGUCCGAAGACCGAUUCCUCCUCGUUGGAGGCGGAUUCUCCGUCGGCUUUGAGAGUACGAAGUCGACUUCGCUCUUCUCGGGCAUCGCUCGAUUGUCAGAAGUUGACAUUUCCGAUCCGUCAACUGGCGAGCUGGUUGUCAAUCGAUGGAUGAACGGCGACGAGACCGGGAGCGGGACGUCGGCACGAAUGCCUAACUCGCAGUUGCCGCCGAUGACAGUUCCCAUCCCGAUCGACACCCCGGCAGUUACGAGAUUGGCCGUUUGUGAGGUUUAUAGCCUGGAGGAGUGAUCAACGAGAUUAGACGAUUACGAUGUAGCUUUGAUAGCCAUUAUGCCGUUCCGAUUGGAUCCUUCGAUUGCAG
This is a messenger RNA of Filobasidium floriforme, 1780 nucleotides long. Its product is annotated as glycoside hydrolase superfamily. Lineage: Eukaryota; Fungi; Basidiomycota; Tremellomycetes; Filobasidiales; Filobasidiaceae. Gene Ontology annotation, molecular function: beta-galactosidase activity. Gene Ontology annotation, biological process: carbohydrate metabolic process. The transcript is spliced from 2 exons. Gene Ontology annotation, cellular component: beta-galactosidase complex. Bases 1 to 1707 code for a protein of 568 amino acids. The record is from RefSeq and is a predicted model, not a curated record.